AUGAACACCCAGACGGCAAAGAGAUUUGCCUGCGACCGAUGCCGAGAACAGAAGCUCAAAUGUCCCCGGAGCCAGCCCGACGCCGUCACAUGCGAACGCUGCCUGCGCCUGGGAGCAAUGUGUGUCACGAGCAUCGGAAGACCGCUCGGCCGGCCCUCGACGCACGCAAAUAACGGCCGUGCCGGGGACAUUCGAUUUCUCUACGCCGUCCGAAACGGUUUGCCACCGGCGCAUGAUGGCAGCCAGCCGCUCGACUCCCAGCAGUUCUUCCAGCCCAACAGCACCGCCUCCGCCACAUGGCUAGACACUUCCAAUUUUCCGACUGCUGAUUCUGCCUCCGACGACUCCUCGGCAAGAGCAAGCUCACACGUCUUCUCCGACCUGGGCGUCCCGGACCUCGGCUUCGACAUGGCGGAGCCACUGAGCAGGAACCUCCAUGAGCCAAUGGCAACAGAGGAUGUCCAAGACAAGGCCGCCGGCCCACCAAGUUCUGGUGACCCGGGGGCCUACGUGAUCGGUCUCCUCGGCAGCAUCUCCCUGCAGAUAGCAGAGCUCAAGGACCAGCCCUGGGAGCCGUGGAAUCCCCAUCUUACAAAGGAUGCUUUCCAGAACGGCAGAGACAUGGACUCCCCACGAGGCCGGGAUCUUAAGGUUUGGAACGACGUGUUGAACGUAAUGAUGCGAUUCGCCACGGUUCUUGAGACGAUGAAUUCUGCACCAUCGCCAGCACUGUCGUUGACAUUUAUGCUCUUGUCGACGUACGUUCAGCUCGGGGAGCUCUUUGAGCUCAUAUUCAAUCGCAUGAGCAGAUGUCUGCGCGAGGGGUCCGGAUCGGCAGCGGCACAGCAGCAGCAGCAGCAGCCGACAUGCAUACAGCUCAUGAUGAUGACGCAGGUGUUUGAGUACCAGAUGCAUACGGUGGAGCAGCUCAUGGGUCUACCAGCAGAAUUCAGGGUCUGGGACCGUCUUGAUGGUGAGGGUGAGGAUCGCUCGGGGAUUCUCGGUCGCCAGGACACGGCUGAGAUUGUUCGGUCCACAAUGAGGCGGACGAGAGAGACGUUUCAGAGCAUCAGACAGGCUAGCAAUCGUAUCAAAGGUUCUUCUUCCUGA
Molecule: messenger RNA, 1110 nt
Organism: Geosmithia morbida
Lineage: Eukaryota; Fungi; Ascomycota; Sordariomycetes; Hypocreales; Bionectriaceae
Product: Fungal Zn(2)-Cys(6) binuclear cluster domain
Exons: 1
Coding region: 1-1110 (369 amino acids)
Biological process (GO): regulation of DNA-templated transcription
Molecular function (GO): DNA-binding transcription factor activity, RNA polymerase II-specific; zinc ion binding
Source: RefSeq, a predicted model, not a curated record